GUUGUUUGUUUACAGCUGUGACUGGAUGUUGUUGUUAAUAAAGUGUGACUGAAUGUUGUGUGUUUACAGGUGUGACUGGAUGUUGUUGUUGAACAGGUGUGACAGGUACAACAACUUAAAGUUUGAAAGACAGAAAGUCAUGAUGCGUUCAAUACCGGCUGCAAGUGUCGGACAAGAAGCCAGUUUGGUUUACUGCACGAAGUUUGCUUAUUAGACGACAAGGUGGAUUAUUUGUGUGAAAGUGCUGGAAUCCUUGUCGUGUGAUUUUAAAUAAGUAAUAUGAGUAAACCGCCAACUACGGAGCUAAAGGUUGGUUGUGAUAUUUAAAGUUAGUGCGUAGCAGGAAGUAAAGGAAGCCCAACAUCGCUAAUAUCCGAGCUGCUCCUGAACGCACCGCGCUGACAGCGGCACAGAACAGAAGCAGAAGAUUCUUCACUAAAAGUCAACUUUUCCACUUCAUCAACACCUUGCACACCUUGGACAGGUGUCACCAUGUUUCUGCUCAGCAUCUACCUUCUCUUGGCAGCUGCGGAGCGCGACAACUGUGAUGAGCACUCUCUGAGCUACAUCUACACGGCGGUGUCUGAGGGGGCGGUGCUGGCGGGGUCGCAGGAGUUCACGGCGAUGGGCGUGUUGGACGGUCACGUGAUCGAUUACUACGACAGCGUUGCCAUGGUGAAGGUGGCCAAGCAGGCGUGGAUGCGACACCACCUGAGCGCCACCUACUGGCAGCGAGGCAGCGAGACCAGGCGGAGCAAGCAGCGCUGGUUCAAGGUCAACAUGGACAUCGUCCUGCAGCGCCUCAGACACAACAGCUCAGGCCUGCACGUCCUGCAGUGGCUGCACGGUUGUCACGGCGACCUGCGGCCCGACGGCAGCGUGGAGUUCCGGCGCGGCAUCGACCGCUUCAGCUACGACGGACGCAACUUCCUGUCCUUCGACUACGAGCAGGCGGUGUGGGUGGCCACCUCCGACGCGGCGCUGGAGACCAAGAGGAAGUGGGACCAGGUGCACCUGCUGAAGGACUACACCCGCGCCUACCUGGACAAGGAGUGCGUCACCUGGAUGAGUCACUUCCUCCAGUACCAGCGGGACGGCGUGGAGCGAGCGAAGCCGCCCGCCCUCUUCCUGUUCGCCAGGAAGUCGCACCUGGCCGACAACCUGCUGCUCACCUGCUUGGCCACGGGCUUCUACCACAGGGACGCCAUCUUGGAGAUCCAGCGCGACCGCCGCACCCUCACCUGGGAGGACGGCGUGACGUCUUCGGGCGUGCGGCCCAACGAGGACUCCACCUUCCAGAGGCGGGACAGCGUGGAGGUGUUGAGGAGCGACGCGGCCGCCUUCACCUGCACGCUCCGCCAUCCUGCGUCCGGUCUCAGCGUGGACGCGCUUUGGGAUGGCGCCCCCGGCCACCGAGGACUCAGCGGCUUCGCCAUCGCCGCCGUCGUCUCCGUCGCCGUUUGUAUGUUGCUGAUGCUGCUGGUCUGCUGGCGCCGCUGCAGGACGACCAAGCGGGAGGAGUCAGCAGGUGUGCUUCGCCAUCUGUCAUCAAGUAAAACACCAGGCCCCUCACCUACCCACUCGCAGGACUCGAGCCUGGACUCGGGCUUUGACUUGGGCGUGGACUCGGACGUGGACUUGGGCGUGGACUCGGGCAUUGACGCGCCGCCGCAGGAAGUACAAGCCCAUCCUACCUGUCCCGGUGCCGCUGCAGAGGACACGCCCACCGCUGCCCACCUGCAGGAACCACCUGCUCUUCCCGCCGAGGCACCUGAGUCAGCUCAGCUGCUGACCCCGGACUCACUGGCUUGACCUUCCACCUGUGACAUCAUCCAUGUGGGCGUGGCCACGUCAGACUCCCUGCUGUUCAUGAUGAAAUAAAUACUUUUGUGUUUCCAUGGUAA
Molecule: messenger RNA, 1904 nt
Organism: Nerophis lumbriciformis (worm pipefish)
Lineage: Eukaryota; Metazoa; Chordata; Actinopteri; Syngnathiformes; Syngnathidae
Product: major histocompatibility complex class I-related gene protein-like
Biological process (GO): immune response
Cellular component (GO): external side of plasma membrane
Source: RefSeq, a predicted model, not a curated record